Molecule: messenger RNA, 964 nt
Organism: Solanum dulcamara
Lineage: Eukaryota; Viridiplantae; Streptophyta; Magnoliopsida; Solanales; Solanaceae
Exons: 6
Coding region: 114-848 (244 amino acids)
Source: RefSeq, a predicted model, not a curated record
UCUCUCUCUUUCUAUAUAUAUAUAUAUAUACCAAGUUUUCUUCUCUUUGUAAAACCCAAACGUAAAAACUCUUGAUUAGCAACAUAUUAUUAGAUCUUCACAAUUGCAUAUCGAUGACAAAAUCCAUUAGUAUUUUGCAAAGUUGUAUAGGUAUGAACAAUACCUACAGGUCCCAUUAUAGCUCUAAUAGUAGUUUUAGAUUGAAAGAACUUAAUCUCAAAUGCUUUGGAGGUCAACAACAUAUCUUGUCUCUUCUCAGCUCCAGAAAAGGGCGUCUAAAUGGUGAUAUAAUUAAGAGGAAGUUUGUGGUAUGCUGCAAUGGUUCCUUGCCUUCUCCAGCCUCUUCAAAUCCCUUUAAUGGCUGGGUUAUAGGAAUCCUGAUAUCAAUAGCUUUACCAUUUUUCCGCUUCAAAUGGGGCUCAUUAUUGCAACUCAAAAAUAAGGUGGAAAAUGUAAUAGAAACAGUAGAAGAUGUAGUAGAUGGGGUGGAAAAAGUGGCUGAGAAAAUAGACGAAGUGGCUGAACACAUUGGGAAUGUUUUACCAGAAAGCCAACUCAAAAAUGUCCUUAAGGCUGUUGAAAAUUUCUCAGAAGAUACAGCUGAGGUUGCUCAUGCUGCUGGAGAUUUCAUUGAUCAGAUACAGGGAGAGGACGUGGAGUUGUUGGUUGAAGAAAAUGUUGAUUUGCCAAAAGACCAACUCAAAGAUUUAUCAGAGAAAACAGCCAAGGUUGCUCAUGCAGCUGAAGAUUUGAAAGAUAAGGUACAAGAGGUGCAGCUUAAAGCCGAGGAGACCUCAGUGAAGUCGUUGGUUGAAUCCGUUAAAGAGGAAGUCAAUAAGAGUUUAUAACACCUAAAAUAUAGGAUUUAUAACACUUUUAGUCCUGAUUAUUGAUAAAUAUUAGUAGUUGUAAUCCUUGUAAUAUUUGAUUAAUUAUAUUUAAUUUUCAAUUAGUUAAAAUAUGC